This is a messenger RNA of Marchantia polymorpha subsp. ruderalis, 3541 nucleotides long. The record is from the annotation of a GenBank genome assembly. Lineage: Eukaryota; Viridiplantae; Streptophyta; Marchantiopsida; Marchantiales; Marchantiaceae.
CUACUUCUUCAUCCUUUAUCAAACCAGACCAUUUAUGUAUAUUUUGAACUGCAGAGCACUGAUGCCAAUAGGAUUGUACAAAUGUUGGACAUUUGGCCACAUCGAUUGAAGCUUCACUGCUUCACGAAUCUGUAGCAGUCAGUGACCAUGGACAACAACGAAGAGGCUGCAGAAGCCAGUGCAACGAUAGCGUUGGUGUCGCAAGAGUCUGGGCAGACGGACGAUCAAGAUGGGGACAUGCAAAUUCCACCCCCUGUCAGAGUGUUGCUGCAGGCACUAGAUGGAGAUGUUUCUCAGGACACGCAGCCAAUUGAAAGCAUACCCUGUCUCACAAGCGAAGAGUAUGGUGAUAUUUUCAAUCAUGGAAUUCCACCAUCCAUCCUGCGGUCGGAGUUGCGGCUUCAAAUCCUCAAGGCGCUGGGAAACUGCAAGACUUUGAAGAAUUUCAACACAGCUUAUCUGAAUUCCUGCGAGCUAACGAAUCAUGAGUGGCAGGCUGUUGUGCAAGCACUGCAAUCCAGUCUCGUUUUGGAGGAUGUCGUUUACUAUCCAAUUGCUUCUGUGGAAUUGGAAGCUGAGGUAGCUCCUUACUGGAGUGAUGUGUUCAGAAGCACUAAAACCCUCACCAAACUUACGAUUUGUGAAGACUGUCACUCGCAUGAGAGCAAUCUGAGACCAUCGUUCGCCUCUGCGCUAGCAUCAGGUUUGGAAGCCAAUGCCCACCCGCCCAUAGAUGAACUUAAAGUCUACGACUGGCACCAUGUUGGUGUUCCAAACGAGCUCUCCAGAGUUAUUUCUUCUCUUCCCCGCCUGAGCAAAUUAAGUCUGAGUGGCAUCUGCAAGUUGAGCGAAGAGGAAAUUUCACACAUGUCUGAAGCUCUUGGCUCGAGCAAGAAACUUCAGACUCUUCAGGUGCAGGAUGCAGAGGUCGAUUUUGCCCAAGUUUUGGUGGCGGCGUUCGCCAGAUCACGCGCAGACCAUAUUCUGCAUGAGCUUCACUUGACUGGUCGUUUAGAAGGUCUUCUAGAUGCGCUACCAGACUUGUGCUCAGGAAGAAUAAACAUUAUAUCUCUCAGUUACGACCUUUGGGAACACAAUCUCAAGCUCAGCCUCGAUCAACGGCAGCGACUUGGAAUUUCUCUUCAGGGGUCGAAAGUUCUUCGUGAAUUCAGGAUUCGAAUCCUCAUUGGAGACAGACAGGAUUCAAACCUUCUAGAUGCAUUGCCAUCUGCUGAUGAUGGCUUCUAUCAUCCCACUCAUGACAUUCUACCGAAGACAACCUUUCAGAUCUGUUUAAGCUGUACCAUUCCUUCACGGUCAACAUCUUUAGUACUGGAAAACUACUUACAAUCUCCUUACCUAGAAUCCUUAGAAUUUGUAUCCAAUGCUCUGAUUUGCUUUUCAACCGCGAGAUUAUUCGAAAGCAUAAAUCGAAAUGGUGGUAUUAAGAGGUUAAGUUUCAAUGGUUGUUCCAAGUUCAGAUGGGGGUUCCUUUUCCAAUCCUUGAAAGAGAACACAAGCGUUCGAUACUUGGAGUUCAGACACUGUGAGGAGUUCAAUUCUGAAGACUACAUCCGCUUGACAGAGAUCCUCCAGUUCAAUUUCACGCUUGAGAGCAUAAAUGUCGAUGGCACCUCCUGGGCACAUGAUUGGAGGGCCAGGCUGUUGCAAAAGAUCUUGCUGAGAAAUUGGCAGUUAGCAGAAGCACUCUGGUUUCUCCAAGACAAGAAAAUGCCUUUUGAUAGUCGAGCAAAACCGGCGAAGGUCCUUGUGUGCAAAUCUUCAAAAGCAGGUGAUAUCCAGCCGACCGUGAUGAGGAUUGUGAACGCGAUGAACACAAAUCGACGAUUCUCCUGUUGCAUCAAAGCGGAAAAAGCAGGCUCCCCCUCCAGAAGAAGAGGUCGAAACGGCCAACCCUGUACAUCUGCUAUCAACAUACCAAGCAAAAAUAAAGACACGGUUGUGCAGCUGUGGGACAUUUCUGGACCCGCCUGUACUCAUUAUCUCCCGAUAGUCUAUCCAAUGUCUGCUGUUGCGACUGAACUUGAGUUCGUCUAUGUUUUCAGUCCGGUUGACCUCCAGAACGGCACCUGGAGCUUAAAGGACCAAGUGUCUGAGAAUUUCGGAGCGGAACUGAAGAAGAUGAUACAGCUCAUACUGUCCAAGCCAUUUGUACUCGAGAGUCCCAGAAUUCUUGCUGUGUUGACGAACAAGACCCUUCUCGAGGAGCAUGGGUCGAGUUUUGAUCCGAAUGCUGUCCUGAACAUUAUGACAUCGCUGCGUGAGGAAUUUCCACAGUGCAUCCUAGAAGGUCGCAAUCGGGAUGAACCCUUGCUCAUCAAUACCGAGGACGAAGAGGAUGUGAAAUUUGUUCUUGACAGUGCUUUGCAAUUCGUUGAUGACUAUCGGACGGCGACACCACUGACUCUAGAGAGGCCCAAAUGCUGCUCGGUAGUAGCUUCUCGUCUGGCCGAUAUAUCAGCCAAACUUAUGUCACGUCCAAUUUGGUCCUUGUAUAAAUUCCACAAGUUCUGUACUUCCAAAGACGCAGUUCUCAGACGAUGUCACCGCAGACUCUCAGAUUUCGAGAAACAGAAACUGCUGCGAGCUGUGGACUCAUUCCUCGAAGAGAUGGCCGCCAUCACCGUCAUCCCCAGAUCUCCAUUUAUAGAAGCUGCACAGGACCUCGUCGUGAUGGACGAUGUCUGGCUACUGCGAGAUGUUUUGGGAGAACUGGAGAAUGUGGAUCCCCUGUUCCAGCCUGGGCCAGGGAUACCUUACGAGCACAUCAGCGACACUCGAUUUGUCUCCGUUGCAGACAUGCGGGUCUUAGUGGCUAAGCUUCUGAAACUGCCACAGUCCCGAGGUAGGAAGGUGGAAUUCGAAAUGAUCGAACAGAUUUUGCUCCAUUAUAAGCUUUGCUUCAAGGUUAGAGCACACAACUGGCAGGAAUACAAGUACUAUAUUCCAGCGAUUUGCCAGGAAGGGUAUUAGGAUUGACAUUGUUAUAUACGUAGUCCAAGUGACAGUUCGCAGUCUGCUGCAAAUGUGAGUCAUGGAAGACUAUGUGUCCUGAUUGUUCCACCCAAACCAUUUGCAAUCCUGUAGUCAUAAGUAGAAACAAGCUCACGUUUGACAUCCACCGAUGCCAAACAUCCAAUGAUUCUGAGUUGAGGGCAAUUUUGUAUACUCAAGCUCCUUGAGUUUCUGGAUCUCACUAUGGAUAUUCCCUGGAAUGACUCGGCAAGCUACACAAGAGAUGUGCAGUGAUAAAUGAAGAAAUGGAUGUCGAAGUCCUUACGACAGACUGAAGCACAUCCUCCCAGGUGCCCAGCUUACUUCCAAGACUAUGAACCGAGUCGCCGUAUAAUGUGCGACUAGCUUUCAAAACGCAAGUGAAAUGCGUUGAGCGACAUGAAAUAUCCACAUUUUUCUAUUGAUUUUGAUUCCCAUUUGAAGAGACACUCCUCCUGUUACCACUGUGAAGUUUCCUCGGAAUAAUUUCUUUACGCUAGUACAUAUGACUACUCGGAUUAGAAAU